AUGCAAGGUCCUCGUAUGUGGUAUCAAUUUUUCUUGGCCUCACAAUAUGCUUUGCAAGGUAUACUAUACGGACUUCAACUAAGAUAUCUUCCCAUAAUUCUGCGCAAAUCUGGAUCGUCGCUUCUUCUCGUGGGAUCUCUGAAUCUGCUGACGUUCCCUUGGCUUUUAAAAUCUCUGUGGGCACCGAUCAUCGAUAUCUACGGUAACAAAACCUUUUGGCUCUCGACAAGUUAUGCAGGAACUGCGCUUGCACUUUUACUGGCAAGGGUUGACGACAGAAUUAUUUUCAUAACCUCAUUGGUAUUACUUAAUCUAUUUUCUGCCACGGUUGAUUUGACGCUUGGAAAAAUACUGCUGUCAAAAUUUCAUGGAGACCAAUUAUCAAGGGCAAGCUCACUUCAGAUCAUUGGCUACAAAAUUGGCUUUUUAAUAGGAGGAGGCCUGACUCUAUUAGCUGCGGAGUAUUCCUUAAUGAGAAAAGAAAUAUUCUUUGCCCUCGCUAUCUCUUAUUUCUCCCUGAUGGUGACACUUUUUGUCACGAAAAGCUACGUGACGCCCGACGUUUGUCCUAAACCUGAAAUAUUGCGUUACUCAGAGACCACACGGAUGAGUGGGUUCUCGCGCACACCAGGGUUGCAAUGGAUGAUAGCGUGCGCGUGUGUGUAUAAAUAUGCGUCGCACUCUUCGCAGUCAAUAUUCACCAUGUUCCUGAUAGAUACCGGAGAGAGCCUAGGCCGUAUUGGCUUCUUGUCUGGAAUGGUGGGUCAAGGUAUCUCAAUUGCUGUUGCUUCUAUGUGGGGAGUGGCUCUGUCAGCAAAAAGGUGAGAUGAAGGGGAUUUGUAAAUUUUUCAUAGUUUUUUUUUUUCGUUUUUUUCGUUUUUAAGAUAGAAUCUGCUCGUAAAUGAAGACUGAAAAUUAAAAGUAGCCUUUCUUUUGGCAAUCUUACCAACGUUUACUUCAUCAUUUGUCGCUCAGCCUUUAACCCGUGCAAAGUUGCGACCUUCCCCUAACCUUUUAACUCCCACAUCACAUUUGCAAUUCUCCUUACUGUCAACAAUACAAUUCUUAUAAUGUUAGCUCAGAGAAUUUAGUAUUGGAUCAACUAAUUAUCCCCAAAUUGAUAUUUCUCUUUAUUCUCAUCACUUAUCUGGUUGAUAUUGUACUGAUAUUGUAAGGAGAAAUUCUGUCUUGGUCACUCAUGGGAGUUAAAGGGUUAAGAAAAAUCGGCAACGGAACCCAAUUUUCCAAUUUUCUAGGGGUGGAGGUCACUGUACACGAGCUGGGUAUUUUUUUUUAUCCUAGAAGAUAUAAUUUUACUUAAAAAGAUUCGGAUAUGUUUAGGAAUGAACGUAGUGCCAUACUCCAGUAGUACAAAUUUUGAAGUACCGCACAGCAGCAUAAUUUACCAAACGGCAACAAAUUUUUUAAGGAUGGGGGUGGGUACACAUACGUAAACCUGCUUUCUUUAAAUUUGACACUUUCAGAUUUAUGGUAUGGUAAUAAAGUUAAUACCCGUUGUUUUCAUUUUUGUCCAAUUCUAGGAUACUUCCUACGCAGCUUUUCUUACUGACGUCCUUGUUAUCUGUUUGUUCAGUUUUCGCUCAGCUUUGUGUUGUCUGGUUGAAUGACACGAAGUUUAUAGCCCUUGGUAAGUGUUAACUCCUGAGAGGGUCUGAUUAGGAGUCAUGUGCGGUGAUACAUUACUUUAGCUACUUUCUAAUUACUCGCAAUGUUCUGCUCUUUAGCGAUUUACUUGACGUGUCAAUCACGCAAUGUGUCAAGGUGCCUCCAUUUUCCUUGUGGACGGUUUCGUGAGUACACCGAAAACUCCAUAGCUGAGCAAUUCAAUUGUCAAACGUCUGGCUUGUGCUUACGUGGAAACAACUAAGCAGCCUGACAUCUUGAUCACUAAUUGUUUAUCUAAGUUUCUAUGUUUUUCACUUACAGUAUACCUGAUGCUCAGUGUAGUUCAUGGGUCCCAGGCCACUCCUGUCUAUACACUCAUGUUGCGAUGUUCCCAGAAUGCACCCCCAUCCGUGCAAACGACUUGUUACUCUUUCCUUGGUACUUUGGAAAUUCUUGGUAAACAGUUGUCGUUGUUCAUAGCAGGAGUCCUAACAGAGGCAUUGGGAUAUGUAGCUGGUUUAUACAUCUCACUUGUGGUUUCCUUUUUUGUUAUCAUUUUAGUUUGGCAUUGUCCGAAAUAUCUUCGAUGCCCUUAA
This is a messenger RNA of Pocillopora meandrina, 2222 nucleotides long. Lineage: Eukaryota; Metazoa; Cnidaria; Anthozoa; Scleractinia; Pocilloporidae. The record is from the annotation of a GenBank genome assembly.